This is a messenger RNA of Solea solea (common sole), 4144 nucleotides long. Its product is annotated as forkhead box protein O3-like. Lineage: Eukaryota; Metazoa; Chordata; Actinopteri; Pleuronectiformes; Soleidae. Bases 944 to 3184 code for a protein of 746 amino acids. Gene Ontology annotation, molecular function: RNA polymerase II cis-regulatory region sequence-specific DNA binding; DNA-binding transcription factor activity, RNA polymerase II-specific. Gene Ontology annotation, biological process: regulation of transcription by RNA polymerase II. The record is from RefSeq and is a predicted model, not a curated record. The transcript is spliced from 2 exons. Gene Ontology annotation, cellular component: nucleus.
UUCACUCCAGCGCCGGCGCGUCAUCCUCACUUCACAUCGACGGAGCGAGUUGUAAGCAAAUGAGAACAUGUGUGGGAUCAGAGAGAGGGAGGAUAUAGAAGAGGAGAGCAAGAGAGAGGAGGUGUGAUUUUAAAAAAGAGGGACAGACAGAGAGAGAGAGAGAGAGAGAGAGAGAGGGGAGAAAAGAACCCAGAUUAUUGUCAUUCCCAGAUUUGAUUCACUGGACUAUUUCUUUUUUCUUUACAUUUUCUUUUUUUUCCCCCCAGACUGGGAAUUUAUGGGUUGGUCACAUGCGCGCGCCUCUCCAUUAUAAUUGCAGACAGUUGGGUGCUGUUCAGGCUGAAUGGACUUGAAUGUGCCGCUGCCAGCGUAAAUCCGCGCACACUGGAAGAUUGAAUAAUUCACGGUAAUAACGUAUUAUCGCCUCAGUGGCUGCUGUCUUUACGCAGCCUUGCUGAUUUUUUCCUCCUCCUCCUCUUCCUCAUCUCCCCCCCCCCCAUUUUCCCCCUGUUGUUGUCUCCUGGAGGAUUUAUCGACGGCUUCCCUGCAAAUAUGCUCCUUAUCUGAAAUAUCAUCUGUUGCUGAGAGUGAAUUGAAUUGAGGCGCCCCCAUGACUGGCUCUGAGACUGUGCAUGUGUGGCGCGGACGUGGACUGUGAAAUAAGAAAUCAUCAUUGAUAUUUGAUCUUUUUUUUUUUCUUUAAAAUGGAGGAAAAAUUAUUAUUACUUUUACUACUUCUCUUAUCUCUCCACGGGAAGCUGUGAUUUAUUUUCUUUUUUGAAUCCAUCAUGAUCUGUUGAACAUCCUCUCAUUGAUUCGGACUGCACAUUAAUAUAAAGAAGCUUUAUCACAAGACAUUUUCAACGUGAAGUGACAUUUAAGGGCAGUGAAGCAGCGGGAUCGUGGAGGUAUUUCCCCUCUUUUUUGCUUUAUCUCCAACUAAAUGCUGAUGAUGGAGGACGACGAACUGGACGCUCAUCAGGUUGAUUCGGAUUUCGAGCCGCAGAGCCGGCCUCGCUCGUGCACCUGGCCGCUGCCGUGCCCGGAGGAUUUCCCCGGUGGACACGAGGUCAGCGGGGGUCUCCCGGUGGCCAACAUCAAGGUGGAACCGGAGGACGUCCCGGCGUGCAGAGCGGCGGGGCUCAUGGGCGGAACGCCGGGAGAGAUGAAGCAUCCAGCCGGCGCCCCGGCACCCACGGGCGCGACGCACUCAUGCCUGGCUGGCGCGGCGGUCCUCGACGCAACCGGACCGCUGCGCAAAGCCAAAUCCUCGCGGCGGAACGCGUGGGGGAACCUGUCGUACGCGGAUCUCAUUACCCGCGCCAUUGAGAGCACACCGGAGAAGAGACUGACGCUGUCACAGAUUUACGACUGGAUGGUCCGUUAUGUGCCCUAUUUCAAGGAUAAGGGCGACAGUAAUAGCUCAGCUGGCUGGAAGAACUCCAUCCGGCACAACCUGUCACUCCACACACGCUUCAUCCGAGUGCAGAACGAGGGGACUGGCAAGAGUUCCUGGUGGAUGUUGAACCCAGAUGGAGGGAAGAUGGGCAAGUCCCCACGCCGACGAGCAGUCUCCAUGGACAACAGCACCAAAUACCUGAAAAGCAAAGACCGCGUUAGAGGCAAGAGGGUCGGCCGUCCUGGAAUAGGAGCAGGAUCUGCUGUGGUGGGCCUCCAGGGUUCUCCUGACCAUGGCAGCUCACCACAGAAAGGCCUCCCAGGGGUCGGAGGUGCAACUGGGACAGAUGGAGAGUUCGAUGCCUGGACAGACCUCCAUUCCAGGGCUAGUUCUUCAGCCUCCACCCUGAGUGGGCGUCUGUCACCCAUCCUCGCAGAAGAAGAACCUGAGGAACCAGAGGAGGGUGGCCUGUCCAGUUCCACGUCCCCCCACCUGUACCAAUCACCAACCAGUGCCCGCUCUCCAUCCAUGGGGACAGGAAAUCGCUGUCCUCCCCUUGAGCAGCUGCCUCAGCUGGCUAGCCUGGCAGGUGCUAUCAGUCUGGAUGAGCAGUUGAUGGAGGACAGUUACCAUCACCAUCACCCACAGCAGCAGCAGCAGCAACAUCAGCAGCAGCAGCAGCAGCAUCCAGCUGUUGGCAGACACAAGCACCAAACCCCUAUUUUCCACUACAGCUCUGGAGUGAAGGGGCAGAGCACUUAUGGUGCAGGUGUUUAUGGAACAUCAGGUGUGGGGAUGCUGCACCACCACUCACCCAUGCAGACCAUUCAGGAGAACAAGCCAGCUAGUUUUUCUGGAACCAUGCGGGCGUACUCUAGUACCAAUGCCCUGCAGAGUCUGCUGACAGGGGGUCCAGCUGGGCAGCAAUACUGCUCCAAGGACAUGAUGUUGGGACAGGAGAGGGAAAGCCAUCCUCUAAUUGGUCAACCUAGUAAUGGAGUAGGCUCAAACCAUCACAGCCACCACCCCGGUCACCACAAUGGCCACAGCCACAGCAGACCUAUUAGUCACAACUCAGCUCAUAGCCAUAACAGAACUCACAGCCAUACACCCAGUCAUAAUCACAAUAGCGUAACCAACCGCAACCACAACUCACCUCACAGCCUCGCUCACAACAGUCACAACCUCAACCAAAGCCAUAGCCACACGCCCCCCCGCGCAGUGGCCCUGGCCCCACGUGGCAACAACAAUCAACUGCAGACCUACAACCACAAAGCUCCCUAUUUGUACAGCCCGCCAUCGCACGCCCACCUCCCUGCUUCCACCACCCUCCCCCCAAACCCAGCAGGUAUGCUUGGCAUGCCCCAGGACUCCUGCCAUGUUGCCACCGCACCACACCCACACCCUCGCCACAGCCAUUUUCCUGACCCACAACACCAUGGCGUGACUAAUGGACCUUACCACCAUGGCCAAGUGAUGGGUAAUGGUAGCAUUGGUAGCAACAACCACAGCUAUCACCAAGCUCACACCCAUGAGAGACUACCAGCCGACUUGGACAUUGACAUGUUCCAUGGUAGCUUGGACUGCGACGUGGAGUCCAUCCUCCUCCAUGACAUUAUGGACUCUGGGGAGGAGAUGGACUUUAACUUUGACUGCUCACUAGCCCAGGGUGUGGGCAUUGGAAUGGGUAUGGGCAUGGGUGUGACCAUGGGCAUGGGGAUGGGAAUGAGCAGCCUGGCCAGUCCGCAGCAAGCCCACAGCAACCAGAGCUGGGUUCCUGGCUGAAACCCGGGGCAGCAAAGACACCCACCCCACCCAUGAAGCACUGUGCUCAACUGUGACACUCCUGACUUGACACAGAGACUAAUUUACGACCAACACGCCCAUCUCUCUUUGUUGUCUUGACAGUUCGUCUGUAACCCCUCCCCUCCUAUUUUUAUCCCCCUCCCCUCCGAGAGAUCUAGUUCAUGUCACAUUAGGUUUUUCCUUGUACUAGCUAUACUGUGAUGACAAUCUUUCAGCUGUGAUUGCCCAACAUCACUUCUCAUCUACCAUGAGAACUGAACUCUCAAUGCACUUUAUUGCAAGUGGGUCACAUCUCACAGUGCAACACGUUCGCAGAGCAGCUCAGGCAGAGCCCGACAUGUUUUGUAAGGUGGCUGCAGGACUUGAUUUGAUCGCAACAAAUGUGAAAAAAAAAAAAAGAUCUUGGCAUUGAAUUAAAAUUUGACUCCUUUAUUCUGUCAUUGUCAGUGGUGAGGACGUUCCUUUUUAUUUUCAUUUUUAGUUAAACCAUUUCCUUCUCCACACAUCUCACCUGAGGCAAAUUUAUAAUACAGGUUUAUAUACUGUUGGGAAAUGUAUUUAUUAUUUUUUUUAAUGUGGUUGUAUGAGGUACUGACAUAGUAUGCUCCCCUGUGCCACGAAGCAGCCUGAGACAAACGCUUGCACUCGCUGAUGACUCACAGAAACUGAUUUUAGUCACAUAAAAACGGCACAUCUAAUUUAAGUUUGUUGUUUGUCGCUUUUUCGUUCUGCCAAUUAAGUUUGUAUACUGCUCACUCUCUCGCACCAAAUUCCAUAGAGAAAAUCAGUGUCUUUAGCUUGAGAGGACUUGCUAGCUGCUCGUCUACUGCUCCGUAGUUUGGUAAAAAUCCAAAUGAAAGAUUUCAAAUGCUGAAGUCACAUAAGUAACACAUUUGAACUAACUGAUGGAGGCAGCAGUGUAUCAGUAAGUCCUGUGUG